Messenger RNA from Oncorhynchus tshawytscha (Chinook salmon), 1689 nucleotides. RefSeq lists its product as uncharacterized. The transcript has 4 exons. Bases 700 to 1515 code for a protein of 271 amino acids. NCBI's taxonomy places the organism in Eukaryota, Metazoa, Chordata, Actinopteri, Salmoniformes, Salmonidae. Gene Ontology annotation, cellular component: trans-Golgi network. The record is from RefSeq and is a predicted model, not a curated record.
AAUAUGAAAUACAACAUCAUUUCCGCCAUCCAAUAUACAGUAUAUUGAAUAUAGGAUGAAAAAUAUGCUUUUUAAUGCAAUUUCAACAUAUACAUAGUUCUAAUGAUUAUUUGAAAUUAGAUUUAUGUAAAAACCUUAGUCUGAUUUUCAUUUACUUUAAAAUUGACAUUUUACUCUGUCAAUGUUUACAACGCUGGUUGAAAUUAGAUAUUUUUUUAAACAAACGUGCUCAAUGGGAAGUCUUGUCUUCUGCACUAUUAUAUUCACAAUCCAUUUGAAAUUUGUUGAAUAGUUUUAAUCUAUCCAGUCCCUGUCCCAGCUGUGUUUUCAAUACCCCCAUACACUAGCCUACUCUGUCUGGCUUUGCCUCCCUCCAUCCAGCUGAAAAGGGUAACGCUGCAACUGCUCAUUAUAUGAGGGAAUUAUUCAAUGUAUGAUUCAAUGUAUGGGGGUCGAUGUAAUACAUCAUACAGAAGUAGUCUAAAACUAAUUGUGUGCAUGGGUUUGUGUGUGUGGUGUCAUUGGUCAUUUAUGUGGUCUGGGAGCAGAGUGAGCUUUGUGAUCCGCCUGGAAUGUGUCAGCAGUUGGGCUCUAAUGAGUUUAUCAGUGGCAUUGUGCUGCUACUUUACAAAUGGCUGCCUUAAUGAACCUUCCUAAACAGACAACUAGCUCGAGGUCUACACUUCCAACAUUGUCAAGAUGAGGUUUCAAAUGGUUCUAUUGACUUUAUCCAUCUGCUUUGGUGCCAUUUUGUCGUCUCCCUCCAUGUCCAACCCUCCGCCCUCGGACUUGAAGAGAAAGACAGGCUGUUUAAAAAUGAGUAACUGUAGAUGCAUCAUGAAGGACGGCUCAGGGGUGAUAAACCUGGUAGCCAUGGCGGAUUCAGACGGAUUCUUGGGACACCAAAAUCCUGUGCCUUCGGAGAACGCACCGCCAAAUGCAGAAAUCCUCCUCUCCUUCAGCCCCUGUCAACCGUUCUCUGAGCCAGAGGACCUCGCAGGGACAGACUGCACAGAUGUGGCUGCCUGUUUGACAGUCAGGUUUUACAGAAAUAACAGAUACAUCAGUCAUUACAUAAACUAUGGGAGACAUGAAGGCAACGAAUUCCAUUACAACAACAGCUUGCAGACACUGUCUGUUUCAUAUUCUGUCCUAGAGUACACCCAGCCCCUGACAGUAGUACACUACCGCUGUAGUCCCAACAUAUCCACUUCCUUCGCCCUACACUUUAAUGGAGACAUUCCCCUGCAAAUCUGGGUGGAGAGUCCCUGUGCCUGUCCAAACGCCUGUGCCCUGGGGGACGUGGGUCCUGGCACCAUCUUCCUCAUCAUCCUCUCCCUCAGCGCCACCGCCUACUUUAUCCUGGGGUCCUGUGCUCUGCGGCCAUUCAGGGCAGGCAGUGGAGUGCAGAUCGCUCCAGAGGAAAGUCUGUGGUGCAUGCUCUGUUACAUGUUCACUGAACGCAGAGGGGGUAGGAGGAGGAGAUACAUCUCCCUGCGAGAGGAAACCCUGUGAAGCAUGGGAUAUCGGAUAAAUGGGGAAUGAGAAAGUGGAAGAUGACAAAGCUACUGCAUAUGAAAUGACACUGAGGGAAACUUGGGCUUGAGAUCGAUUAUAUUUCCAGUGAUGUGACUGAUAUACAUGCAGGAGACAUGAUUUUCUAUAUGUUUAUGAGUGGGGUUAAUAGUA